AUGAAUCCUUCUACCGGCACUUCUUCUCCGUUUGGAAGUUUUCCGACGCAAAAAGACCUCAUAGAGAGUUCUGUUCGAUCCGCUCUCAGCACACAGCAAGUAGUCACAUUUCUGAUGCAGGUGGACGAGAAUCUCUCCGAUGAGCACCUUAUGGAUGGUCUCCGUCGCUGGCGAAAUAUCUUUGGCCAAGGUGGCGCCGAUUUGAACCUUCAAAUCAACUGGAUGAAAUACGAAAAAAAGCUAAAUAAUUUUUUCCAUUCUUUUGUCCGCGAACGAUGGCGUGGCGGAUUGUCGAUCUUGUUGCAGCUGAUCCACAACAUGUGCCAUCCGAUUCGAUUCGUGGGUGACGACUGCAUCGACGAGGGCGGCACUCUACUCCAAAUUGGAGAGCACUUCGAUUCGCAUAUGAUUUCGUUCUUUGCUGCAGCGCUUCUGAGCUGCGAAAAGAGCUACUGGGAGAAGGAAAACAAGACAAUGCUGAAGGGAGAGUCAAUUUCCGCGAUUCUGCUCUAUCUAAUUGAGAAAUUCGACGAAAUUGGCCACAAAGAAGGCUGGAUUUCGCUCUUGUUCAAUCAUUUUUGGGUUGUCUCGCCAGAAGUCUUUUGCACGGCGCUGGAGAAGUCGAACAGCGAGAUUCUUCCACCUCUUCUUGAGUUUAUUACAGAUCAAAUGACUGAAAACCCAGUUGGACUGAAGACAGACGACAGCGAUUGUGAAUUUCCCAUCGUCAUCUUGGAUAACAUCCGCGAGUAUUUUCUGCUCCACUGUAAUUGUAUUCUUUUGCCAGGGCCUACUAAUAAAGAAUCAGGGAACCGGGACAUGUCCAAAAGUAUCAUUUUCGAGGUGCUAAAAUUCAUCGCGCCAGCUUCAGCUCGCCACACUGCCUCUUUCGCGACGGAACCCAUGCUCGUUGCAAUUUGUGGAAUCAUGAAACGCUGCUGGGAAAUCAGCCAGAAUCCAAAGUACAAAGAUGAGCUCAGGCCUCGAUUGCAGGACGGUGGAGAGCUUCCACAGCGAUCAGCCUACAUCGAGAUCAUGUUUGAGAUUUGGAAGAACACUGUCCGAAUUCUAGCCAACAUUUUAGGCCACCAUGAGAGCGAACACAAGAAAGAGAUGCAAGAUGAAGUACGCGCUCUCGGGGCGAUUCCAGCUGUCCUGGCCGCUGCGGGCACUCUUCAUACUAAUCAGAUUCGACCCUGGGCGAUUCAGGCAAUCGAUCAGUUGACGAAGAACAAUCUGGAGAAUCAGGCUGAAAUCAGCUCGUUGAAGAACAUGGGGAAAGUAGACCACGACGAUGUUACUGUUGAUCGCGAGGAUGGCAAGUUCCAUUUCAAGAGAAUUCAACUUGACAAGAAAGAUGCGAAGAAAGAAAUCAUUCAAUGA
Oikopleura dioica is the source of this 1383-nucleotide messenger RNA. The record is from the annotation of a GenBank genome assembly. NCBI's taxonomy places the organism in Eukaryota, Metazoa, Chordata, Appendicularia, Copelata, Oikopleuridae.